Ceraceosorus guamensis is the source of this 1316-nucleotide messenger RNA. Its product is annotated as urease accessory protein UreG. The record is from RefSeq and is a predicted model, not a curated record. Gene Ontology annotation, molecular function: nickel cation binding; GTPase activity. The transcript is spliced from 5 exons. Bases 230 to 1066 code for a protein of 278 amino acids. NCBI's taxonomy places the organism in Eukaryota, Fungi, Basidiomycota, Exobasidiomycetes, Ceraceosorales, Ceraceosoraceae.
ACCUCCGAAUCAAAAGGAGUCAAGUGAGUACGAGUCACCAAUGGCAACUGUGAUCACGCACACACAAGGUCUGGUGCAACACUCCUAUCUAUUAGCCAUGCAUGCAUCUUGAUGAACGCGCGGCUGCCUGAUCUUGAAGCUCGACCGACCCCAGCACCCUUGACCUCUUGUCACCAGAUUCCGCAGCACCAGCCACAAGUGAUACGAUCACUCGCACAGCCCACGCAUCAUGUCUUCCGCACCAGUCUGCGAUUUCAAGUCUCCUGGAGGAGCAAACAUCCUAAACGCAGCGCCCGUCGAGGAUGCACACUCUCACGGCCACUCGCACGGCCACACGCAUGGCGGAGAGCAUGGUCAUACGCACGAGCAGAUGGAUCAUCCUGGGAAGUACGAGGAGAGGGAACAGCCGGAUCACUCAGGGAGGGACUGGAACGAGAGAGCCUUCACUGUUGGCAUCGGGGGUCCGGUCGGGUCAGGCAAGACUGCUCUGCUCCUCGCCCUCUGUCGCAAGUUGAGGGAUCGACUCAACCUGGGCGUGGUCACCAACGACAUCUUCACCCGCGAGGACCAAGAGUUUCUUCAUCGCAACAGUGCGCUGGAGCCUUUGGACCGUAUAAGAGCCAUCGAGACCGGCGGUUGCCCGCACGCUGCCAUACGUGAAGACAUCAGUGCCAAUCUGGGAGCGUUGGAGGCGCUUCAAGCGAAGUAUGCCUGCAAUGCACUACUGUUGGAGUCUGGUGGAGACAAUCUGGCUGCUAGCUACAGCUCAGAGCUCGCCGACUAUCAAAUCUACGUCAUCGAUGUAGCAGGUGGAGACAAAGUCCCGCGCAAGGGUGGUCCAGGCAUUUCGCAGUCCGACCUGCUCAUCAUCAACAAGAUCGACCUGGCAGAGCACGUGGGUGCAUCUUUGGACGUGAUGGCCAGGGACGCAGCAAAGAUGCGCGACGGUGGUCCCACCCUCUUCACCAGCGUUCGUCUGGGCCAAGGCGUAGAUGAGGUCAUCGAACUCAUCCUUGCUGCUCGUGCCGCUGCGCCAGGAGCGGAACAAGCUGGUCGACCCUUGUGAAGCGGCUUUAAUGCUUGGAUGGUUGCUGACGGAUGUCAAAGGACGGGGCGACCCUUUCCCUCUUCGAUCAAGAUUAGGGAUGAAGAGACCUGUCAUGGCUGGAGUGCCAAAAGGCUUGGGAGCGCUGCGAGCAAGUGCGGCACCGAUGGCAAACGAGCCAUCAGCGUGACUUUAGGCAGGAACGGAAAAUGUUGUGCAGCCGAGAAAGCUCAGAUUUUAAGGGAGAAGACAGAAACGUUGUAAAGUACAA